CCACCACCACCACCACCACCACCAACAACCUCAUCACCAUCACGCUCCUUGCCUGUCCUCUACCUUCAAUUCACUUAGUACCCAGGCCGCGGUCCGGCUCACGGCGACAGUCUUCAUUCUCUUUGCUCCUGUUAUAUAAUACCUCCGUCUUCAUCGCCCUCCGCUUCCCCUUGCUGUUCACAAUGUCCUCCCAGCGCUAUCAAAAAGUAUCUGCGAACGAUACAGAGACUCUGAUAAGUCCUACGAUUCCAUCCUCGCCACCUCCGUCUUUCCGCUCACGAGCCUCCUCCCCGACUUCGAGACACACGGCCGUGGAUCAGAAUCUUGCCGAUACUUUCGAUGCAGAUGGGUCUGAUAGCGAUGAAGAUAACGAUGGUGAUGAUAGACAGAGAUUAAUGCGGGGAACGCCAACGUCUUCGUCUACCGAUCAUGUCGAUAAUCAACCUCCUACCAAUCCGAUCGGCGAAGACUCCAGACCAAUCGUCGAGAGAAGGCAGACGCAUAUUCCGGUCUUCACUACUCCUCCUCAUCCUCAGACAAAUGGAAGAGUUUAUGGCGGUGGAUCUGGAUCAGAUGGUGUGUUUGCGAACCUGAGUGCGAAGCCAGAGCGGGGUGAGAAAUUGGAGGAACAUCCGCCUACAUACGAACAGGCAGCAGCAGAUGCUGCCCCUCCAUACUGGGAAACCACAAUUCUCGCACCGGGAAUGGGCGGACCAGAUGAAGUCUACGUCGAUGGACUCCCCGUUGGCUCCGUCUUCUCCUUUAUCUGGAACGGCAUGAUUUCGAUGUCCUUCCAACUCGUUGGUUUCCUCCUCACCUACCUACUUCAUACCACACAUGCAGCUAAGAAUGGAUCUCGUGCUGGCCUUGGUAUCACUCUUGUUCAAUAUGGUUUCUACAUGAAAGGCUCAGGGGGCAUGAGUCCCCCAUCUAAUGGCCAAGACCCUACUUACCAGCAACCUCCAGACCCCAACAGUCACGAUUUCGACCCUAACGCAGUCAAUGGAAAUUCAGCGCAGGGGAUGGACUCAGGCUCUGGAGGUUGGGGCGAUAUUGGGACAAACGAUUGGCUGGCUUAUAUCCUCAUGAUUGUGGGAUGGUUCAUCUUGAUUCGGGCAGUCAGCGAUUUCCUCAGGGCGAGAAGACACGAGCAACUGGUUUUGCAGAGUCCAGAGCGGGGUCUGAAUGUGCCUGUAAUUGCUACCGGAGAGGAACCUGCCACCGUGGUCUGA
Molecule: messenger RNA, 1232 nt
Organism: Cadophora gregata
Lineage: Eukaryota; Fungi; Ascomycota; Leotiomycetes; Helotiales; Ploettnerulaceae
Exons: 3
Coding region: 183-1232 (349 amino acids)
Biological process (GO): metal ion transport; vacuolar transport; ubiquitin-dependent protein catabolic process
Cellular component (GO): Golgi apparatus; endoplasmic reticulum; perinuclear region of cytoplasm
Source: RefSeq, a predicted model, not a curated record